Messenger RNA from Magallana angulata, 7286 nucleotides. RefSeq names its product eIF-2-alpha kinase GCN2-like. Gene Ontology annotation, molecular function: ATP binding; damaged DNA binding; protein kinase activity. NCBI's taxonomy places the organism in Eukaryota, Metazoa, Mollusca, Bivalvia, Ostreida, Ostreidae. The transcript has 52 exons. The coding region runs from base 37 to 6540 and encodes 2167 amino acids. The record is from RefSeq and is a predicted model, not a curated record. Gene Ontology annotation, biological process: protein phosphorylation; photoreactive repair.
GCACGAUCAUAAAUUAUGAUUGCGUAACCAAAUAAAAUGGGUACCAAAGGAAAGACCAUCAUCUGUCUUUUUAGAAAUGAUCUGCGAAUUCAUGACAAUGAGGUGCUGCAGUGGGCUAACAGAAAUGCUGACUUCGUACUGCCUAUGUACAUAUUUGACCCCAGACAUUUUGGAGGAACCUAUCACUUUGGGUUUCCUAAGACAGGACCCCACAGAACAAAAUUUCUACUCGAGAGCAUACAGGACUUAAGAAAGAACCUCAAGAUAAGGGGCAGUGGCCUUGCAGUCAGGAAAGGUAAACCCCAUGAGGAGUUAAAGAAGAUGAUUGACAUGUUAGGUCAAAGUUCAGUUCACUCAGUCGUGUUCCAUGAAGAGGUAACUCAAGAGGAACUGGAUGUGGAGAAAUCCAUCAAAAAACAUUGUGGAGUUAACAUCAAAACGUUCUGGGGUCACACGUUAUACCACCGUGAAGAUCUCCCAUUCUCUCCAUCCCAAACACCUGAUGUGUACACACAGUUCAGAAAACGGGUCGAAUCCCAAGCACCUGUCAGAAAGUGCCUGGACAUGCCCAAGUCCUUCAGGCCUCUGCCUGAGGGAGUAGAGGAGGGGGAGAUCCCCACAAAUAAAGACCUGGGAGUGGAAGAUCCAGUGACAGAUCCCAGAUCUGUGGUGGAUUUUCUGGGUGGGGAGUCAGUCGCCAUAGAUAGACUUCACCAUUACCUGUGGGAAACCGAUGCCAUUGCUACUUAUAAAGAAACCCGGAAUGGUCUCCUAGGGGCAGACUACUCUACCAAGUUUUCAGUCUGGCUGGCACUUGGCUCUCUUUCUCCUCGACACAUUUUCUGGGAAGUAAAGCGUUAUGAGAACGAGAGAACUUCCAAUAAUUCCACAUACUGGGUACUGUUUGAACUCAUUUGGAGAGACUACUUUAGAUAUGUAGCAAUGAAGUAUGGAAAUCAGAUUUUUUAUGAAGGAGGUAUCCAGAAUAAAAAUAUCAGAUGGAAGCAGGAUAAACAGCUUUUUCGCGCCUGGAAAGAGGGAAAGACAGGUGUGCCAUUUGUUGAUGCCAACAUGAGGGAGCUAGCAGCCACAGGAUUCAUGUCCAACAGGGGCAGGCAGAAUGUUGCCAGUUUCUUAACAAAAGACUUACACUUAGAUUGGCGCUUAGGAGCAGAGUGGUUUGAAUCCAUGCUGUUGGAUCAUGAUGUAUGCAGUAACUAUGGUAACUGGCUAUACAGCGCAGGAAUUGGAAAUGAUCCUAGAGAAGACAGGAAGUUCAAUGUUGUUAAACAGGGAUUUGAUUAUGAUAGUGAGGGUGACUACGUAAGGACAUGGGUCCCAGAGCUGAAGAAUGUCCAUGGAGGUUCUGUACAUAUUGUGUGGACACUUAGUCGGGGCAUUCUAGAGAAAGCAGGAGUGACCUUAGGGGAGACUUAUCCAAAUCCUGUCCAUGUAGCCCCAGAAUGGAGCCGCCAUUACAGCAAAGCUUCUGGAAGUGGAGGUGCCAGAGGUGGGUCUUCUCAUAGACCACAGAAAGGAAUAGACUUUUACUUCAAGGGAGGGAACCAGAGGAGUAUGGCGGAAGAGUCUCUCUCUGAGAGGCAGGAGUUUGAGCUACAAGCGCUGGAGGCCAUUUACACGGGGGAUGUGGUAGACCUCAGGGAAAAGGAUGCAUGGAAGGUUCAGCGACCACCUGAGAUUAAAAUUACCAUUAAACCGCAAGAAAGUAUAGGACACCAUGAAGAAAACCAUGUUCAAGUGGAUCUACAUGUAAAGUGCUCUGCCAGAUACCCACUGGAGAUUCCUGAGUUGAAUUUCAUAAAUACAAAAGGCCUUUCUAACUCCCAGCUCUCCAGCCUUAAAUCAGAAGUGGACUCCAUCGCCAAUGAAUACAAGGGAGAAGAAAUGUUGCUACAGAUAGCCCAGCAUGUGCAGCAGUAUUUACAUGCACACAACAAGCCGCCAGCCAAAUCCUUUUAUGAGGAAAUGAUGUUGAACAAGAGAAAACAAGAGGAACAAAAAGAGGAAGAGCAAAGACAAGAACUAGAGAGACUAAAGAAGAAAGAGGAAAAAGAGCUACAAAGUCUAGAAAUUGAAAUUCAGAGAAGAAAAGAAGCAUUAAAGGAAGAGAACAAGAAACGAAAAGAGGAAACAAAACAGGUUGAAGAGGAACCUAUUUCUGUGCCAUCAUCUCCGUCCUCUGAAUAUGUGCCAAACAUUUCUCCCGUGGGAACCCCAGGAAUGGUCCGGAGACCCAGAACCUCUGUAUCACCCUCCCCCCUCAUUGUCCACGCCAACACAGAAGUAAAGGAGAUCAAAACACGGAGACAAAGGAGGACCAGUACGCCUUGCCGUGAAGCGUUGGAGGACCACGUCUGUCACAACCACACCGGCGGCAUCGUCGUCCUGGCAUUUAACACGCGGGGGGAGAGAACCAUUCACAGGGGAACCUGUCUAGGUCAUGGAUCCUCUGGUAGCACUGUGUAUGUGGGAAUCGACACAACUUCCGGUGAACUUGUCACAAUAUCAGAGUGGGUCCUGAAGUGGAGACAUUAUGGCAGAAAGAAAAUUCUCAGAAAGGAUGAUGUAGAUGAAGACAAAGAGGGAACAGCAUGUUUGAAACAGGUGAACAGUAUUGAACAAGAGCUGUUAUCCCUCAUCCGCUUACAUCAUCCAAACCUUGUCCAUUACCUGGCUAUCAAAUACCAGCAAGAUCCUGGCAAAAUCACUGUAUAUCUGUUGAUGGAGUACUGCAGUGGUAGCAGCCUGUCUGUCAACAUUCGCAGAAAGAGACCUGUCCAUGUCGCACAUAUCAAGCACUACACAGAGGAAAUUCUGAAUGCACUGGCCUACUUACACAACAAAGACGUGGUGCAUAAGAAUCUGCGGGCUUCCAGUAUAUUUUUGGAUGCCACUGGCAAAAUCAAGGUGGCUGACUACAGUAUUGAAAGAAGGUUGGCUGAUUUGUUUUACUAUCUAGAGCAGUCUAGACCAGGGGUCCACUUUGAUGACAACCGCCCAGUCCAAGGCAAGGCCACCAAGAAAGGCGACUCCUACAGUCUGGGAUUAGUACUGCUGUCUCUUGCGAUGGGAGAAGAUGUUGAUGAAUCAAAUCUGGAAAUUCCAACUCAUUUUCCAUCAUCUUUCCAGGACUUCUUGCACAAGUGCUUGAUAAAGGAUGACAAGACUCGCUGGUCAGUUCACCAGUUACUGGAUCACACCUUUAUCAAGUCUAGCAUCUCUCUGAGUCUGCCCAUCACAAAACAGGAGACUCAGCAGGAGGUCAACUCUCAAGAUGAGGAUUCGUCUGAUGAGGAGCAGCCUGUGAUAACUCCAUACGAGGCCAGUGGACAAUCCCGUCUCACCAACGAGUUUGAGAUUCUGAAGUCCCUGGGCAAGGGAGGAUUUGGGGAUGUCAUAAAGGUCAGAAAUAAACUAGACAGAAGGUUUUAUGCCAUCAAAAGAAUUCCACUCAAUCCAAAGAGCAAACAGUUUAACAAGAAGAUCACCAGAGAAGUCAAGCUUCUCUCUCGGCUCAACCAUGAAAAUGUCGUCAGGUACUUUAACUCCUGGAUUGAGCUGAGUGAUGACCCGGCCCACAGUGAGAGCUCAAGUGCUCUCAGCUCCUCCCCAAAGUCCACCCCUAGAACCCCAGACAAGAUGACAAACACCCUGGAUAUAACAGACAACAUCGAGAGGCUGGCUCCAAAGACAGUGGAGGAUUCGGUGGAGUGGAGCCAAUCCUACUCCGCCAUCAUCAACCCGGGCUGGGACUCCGAGGAGGAGGACGAGGCCGAUGUAUUCGGAACUUCCUUCAUGUUGACAGAUAUGUCGGAGGAUGUUGUGUUUGUACACAGUCUGGACAAUGACGACGCCUCCAUCGAUCAGGUGGAUGGAGAGAAUGACAAAAGAUGGGAGGAGUCCACCAUCAGUCCUAAACUCCAGUACCUCUACAUCCAGAUGGAGUACUGCGAGAAGAGCACCCUCAGGAACUGUAUAGACGCCGGUCUUUAUCAGGACAUGAACCGUGCCUGGAGGCUGUUCAGGGAGAUCAUCGAGGGUCUGGUUCACAUUCAUGAACAGGGAAUGAUUCACAGAGAUUUGAAGCCAGUGAACAUAUUUUUGGACUCCAAUGACCAAGUCAAAAUUGGAGACUUCGGUCUUGCUACCACAAGCAUCAUAAGCAAGAGCAACAUCUUGGAUGUUAAGAUGCUGACGCUGAGUGCAGCAGAUGACAACCUGGAGUCCUUCUCCGAGAACACGGGGGAUGGGAGUCUGACAGGGAAAGUGGGGACCGCCCUGUAUGUCAGCCCAGAGAUGAUGACAGGGGCCAGUAAAAUAGUGUACACACAGAAAGUGGACCUGUACAGCCUGGGCAUCAUCUUCUUUGAGAUGUGCUACAAACCCCUCCCCACAGGAAUGGAGAGAGUCAAGAUCCUUGGAAACCUGAGGCUGCCAGAGGUCAGGUUCCCUGAGGACUUUGACCAGUAUGAGCUCAAAAGUCAGACUUACAUUAUUAAAUGGCUUUUGAACCAUGACCCCACUCAGAGAGCUUCUACAAGGGAGCUCUUACUGUCAGAGCACUUACCCCCUCCACAGAUGGAGGAGGAAGAACUGGAUGAGAUUCUACGCUCCACCAUCGCUGACCCGCGUAGUAAGGCGUACAGACGCAUGCUCUCGGCGCUGUUCUCCCAGAAUGUCAAUGCUGCCGAUGACCUCUUGUUUGACAGUGAAAUAUACAAGAGUAAGUUCACCACCAAGAUCCCACUGGUUCAGGAGAUGGUUCAGGAGAUGAUGGUCAAGAUUUUCCAGCACCACGGUGCGGUCAGGUUGACCACACCCCUUCUGAUGCCUAAAUGUGACCUCUACGCCAAAACUGACCUCUACACUCGCUUCAUCGAUCACUGUGGUCACUUAGUCUCACUCCCAUUUGAUCUCAGGAUACCAUUUGUUCGCUAUGUGGCCCGCCAUAACUGUAGCAGUGUCAAGAGGUUCUGCAUUGACAAAGUGUUCAGGGAGAAGAAGGUGUACGGCCAGCAUCCAAGGGAGCUCACUGAGUGUGCCUUUGACAUCAUUACUCCCAAUCUUGGCAGUUUAUUCCCUGAUGCUGAAGUGGUGCUACUGGUACAAGAAAUUAUAUCAGAAUUUCCUGUAUUACAGCAAAGAAACUAUUACAUAAAGAUGAACCACAUGUUGAUUCUCCACGCCAUUCUACAACACUGUGGUGUGGCCGGGGACAAGGUCACUGAUAUCCUUCACAUCUUGUCGGGGGUCAAGCUGGACAGUCAGUACAAGACCAUCUCCAAGUCCUUGACCUCCCUAGGGCUCACUGACCAAUCUGUCUCCUCCCUACUGGGGAUCUUAGAAAUGGAGGGAAACUAUGGCAAAGUGGCCAGCUACUUACGAUGUAUCACAAAAACCAGGGGAGAGGCAGCAUCAAAAGCCAAGCAAGGUCUGCAUGAGUUGGAAGUCACCCUUAGUAAUUUGGACACCUUAGGUUUGAAACUGCCUGUGACUGUAUCCCUAGGCUUCGUGUUCAACACACUUCAGUAUUCGGGGAUGAUCUUCCAGGUGAUGGUGGACAGCAAGAAGAAGCACCACAGCCCAGACAUCUUGGCAGCGGGGGGCUGCUACGACAAGCUGAUAGAGAAGUUCCGUUCUCCAUUGGCACACCCUACAACGGAGUCCUCCAUACAUGGAGUCGGGGUCAGCAUUGCGUUUGAGAAGAUUGUGUUAGCAAUGUUGGAACAUAAAGAGCUGAAUUCCUUGAGUUCAUACGGCAUCUUAGUGUGUACUAUUGGACACAAGCCCAUGUUGAAGGAGAGAAUGUUAAUUCUGCGUGAUCUCUGGUUGGCAGGACUCCGAGCUGAUAUAUACUUAGAGGCCAUGCAGACUCAAGAAGAGAUUCAGGAGUUCUGUCGCUGUAAUGGAAUACCAUAUAUGGUUAUCCUGAAGGAUGGGGACACAGGGGCAAAGGUGAGAAUGAUUGAGAAGGACAGGAUAACGGAGAAGAAACUUCUGACCAAUGCUCAGGUGGUGGACUUCCUUCAGCAGAAACUACAGGCUUCCUCAAAACCGGAGCAGUCUGACUCUGCCCAGGGAGUUCCCUCUAAGACCGUGGGGGUGGUGUCUCCCUCAGAUAACUACUCCACCAACUACAGCAAUAACAUCCUCAUCAACUUCAACUUUGUGAUAGAGAACGGGAAGCUGGCCUCCAAAACCAGAUACCGAUAUGAAUCUCAGAUACUGGCCAAAGUGAGCUCCACAUUGUCAUGGUUACCAAAGAAGUCAAUUGAUGUAAUUGCUGUGGAAUUAAGUGCACCAGUACUGAAAUGUGUCGUAGCAUUCCUGGAGUUAGAUGGGACUGAAAAGGAAUAUGAAGACAGCAUUAGUGCAGUCAUUGAAAAGCAGCAGAGACAUACCAGUAAGAAGUAUAUCAACAAAAUAUGUGACCAGAUAUUUGAGCUCAAAUUCAAUAGAAAAUGCAAUUACAUUGUUUUGUAUGGACUAAAAGAUGAUAGUCUCAAACUUCUGACCUGAAUCUCAAGACUGAGCCUGGAAUGGCUUAAGGGCACAAUCUGAAAAUCAGAUACAUGUAGUAGAGCUUCCAUGAUGUCAAAAAACUCUGUCUUAUUGGAUUGAAGUGAUGAGAAAUGCCAGGAACUGUGGGUGUGAAGUGGCUCCCUGUGAGUAGUGCUUCUUGCCAGGACACUAGUUAUUACAUGUACCAGUAUACAAAGUAUGUAUGAUGCAUCAGGAUUGCAGCAAGAGAUUUUAAGACAUAGCAGAGUGGGCUACUUAGAAAAAACAUGGGUGAUUUGGUGGUACAAAAAUAGAUGAAAUUGUUCAUUUGCAAUUGAUCUCUGUUAACCUUGUGUUCGGGACAUUAUGUUGAUCUAGGAAUAGAACUGUAUUAAAAAUUGUAAAUUUAAAGUGUAGGUCACCUCAAUAGAGAUGAAAAUAUUUAUAGAAGCCAUAUGCUUGUAAAUUCAAAUUUGCUUUCUGCUAUUGAAUAUUCAUGAAUGGAAUGCAAAUGCUGUUUGUGAAGAUUGAAUUAUCUUUCUUGUCAUGGGGACUUGAAAGAACAGAAAAAAUAUUUUACAAAAGUUUUAAAGAGAUUAAGUAUAUAUUUAUUUCAUUUAUUUUAAAAACAAGUAUGUCACAAUAACAUGUAUCAUUUAUUGACAAGAGUAUUUUUUGUUAUUAAUUGUUUACAUAUAUGUACAGCACAAAGACUAUAUUGAAAAAAAAAUAAAACUGUUAAAGAUAUAAAGUCUUUGUUAUAU